GAACUCGAGUUCAAGCCGAUGCCACAGGAGGAGGGCCCUUUGGCGAUGGAGCCCAAGAUCGAUGCGCUGACAAAGGACAUGGAGUUGCUGACAAAUAAUAUGGACUCUCUUGCAGCCGAGGCCUUCCCCGAGACGUCUCCCGACGAGAAGAAGGACGCGGUGGCGCCACUCCCGAGGCUCGCUCAAGCCUUUCGGCUUCUGGAGAACGAUGUGAACGUUGCGGACUCCUACAAGCUAACCGAGGAGAUCGUUGACGCUAUUCGACUGGGGCUCACGCAGAGCCACAACUAUUUCGAGGCGCUCGACAUUGCCAUGGAGCUCACAACCUAG
This is a messenger RNA of Prorocentrum cordatum, 330 nucleotides long. Lineage: Eukaryota; Dinophyceae; Prorocentrales; Prorocentraceae. The record is from the annotation of a GenBank genome assembly.